Molecule: messenger RNA, 3152 nt
Organism: Papaver somniferum (opium poppy)
Lineage: Eukaryota; Viridiplantae; Streptophyta; Magnoliopsida; Ranunculales; Papaveraceae
Product: pentatricopeptide repeat-containing protein At2g37310-like
Exons: 2
Coding region: 132-2087 (651 amino acids)
Biological process (GO): RNA modification
Molecular function (GO): RNA binding; protein binding
Source: RefSeq, a predicted model, not a curated record
GGAGUGGGAGUGGAUGAUAGGCUAUUAUGCAUUUUUUAUAGUUUCCUCGGUUACCUCAAAUUCACUCCAUUAUUUCUCCUCCUGUCGUCCUCUGUAUCUUCUUACAGCUACAGUUCAUUGCGUACUAAUGAAUGACGUUACUGACAAGAACAAGACCCAACAACAUCAAACAACUCUUUCUCUCUUCAAAUGGAGCUAAUGGGCACUUUAUUCAACAUUGCACAAAUAAUCGUCUAGUUCGACAGGGAAAACAAGUUCAUGCUCGAAGUAUACUUCAUUCAGUCAUUCCAGACAAUUUUCUUGGCUCGAAGCUGUUAACCUUUUACGCUACAUCAGGUUUUUUAUUUGAAGCACGUCAUGUGUUUGAUAAUAUUCCUAAGAAAAAUGUUUUCUCUUGGAAUGCUAUGCUUAUUGCUUAUUCACAUCAUAAUAGAAAUACCCAGACACUUGAACUCUUUUCUUCUUUAGUGUCUUUAAGAGAUGUGAAUCUUAAGCCUGACAGUUUUACGAUUUCUUCAGUUUUGAAAGCACUAUCUUCACCUUUGUUUGGUGACAGAAGACUGGUUAAAGAGAUUCAUAGUUUUGUUUGCAGACAUGGGUAUGAGUCUGAUUUAUUUGUUGUUAAUGGUUUAAUUACUUGUUAUGCACGGUUGGGGGAAUUGAGUUUAGCUAGAAAAUUGUUUGAUCAAAUGCAAGAAAGGGACAUUGUGUCGUGGAAUUCAAUGAUUUGUGGGUAUUCUCAAUGUGGUUUUUAUGAGGAUUGUUUGAUUCUGUUUAAGGAUAUGGAAUGUUUGGGUUUGAGAUUUGAUGGGGUUACAGUGGUGAGUGUUUUGCAGGCUUGUGCACAGUUGAAAGAUCUUGAUUUGGGUAGGAAAGUGCAUCAGUUGGUGUUGGACAACAGAAUUGAAGUGGAUACUCCGGUUAGUAAUUCGAUUAUUGGGUUGUACGCAAAAUGUGGUAGUUUGGAGUAUGCUAGAAUGUUGUUUAAUGAGAUGACAGAGAAAGACGGGAUUACUUAUGGCUCGAUGAUAUCUGGAUACAUGAAUCAUGGUUUUGUAGAGGAAGCAUUGGAAUUGUUUCGUGAAAUGAAAAGCCCGGGUUUGAGUACUUGGAAUUCUUUGAUUUCAGGUCUUGUCCAGAAUAAUCACCAUGAUUGUAUUCGUGAGUUCCUUCAUGAAAUGCAGGACAUGGGAUUUAAACCAGAUUCUGUAACUCUAUCAAGUGUUCUUCCCACCAUUUCGUAUUUUUCAAAUCUGAAAAGUGGAAAAGAGAUACACUGUUACGCGAUUAGGAAUGGUUAUGAUGGAUGUAUUUAUGUUACAACUGGUUUAAUAGACACCUAUGCAAGGUCUGGUUUUGUUAAUGGAGCCUACGAGGUAUUUAAAGGAUCCAGGGUAAGGAGCGUGAUUGUAUGGACAGCUAUGAUCUCAGCAUAUGCAGCUCAUGGAGAUGCCGUCGCAGCAAUUUCCCUGUUUACGGAUAUGCUUGCUGUUGGUAUAAAGCCAGAUCGAGUAACAUUCACAGCAGUUCUAACAGGCUGUGCACAUUCAGGAAUAGUUAGUGAAGCUCAAAAGAUUUUCGAUUCCAUGCUGCCAUAUUAUGGGAUUGUCCCUGAAAUUGAACAUUAUGCUUGUAUGGUUGCAGUUCUGAGCCGUGCUGGAAUGACUUAUGAAGCAGCUGAUUUCAUAUCUAGGAUGCCAAUUGAACCUAGUGCAAAAGUUUGGGGCGCAUUAUUAAAUGGUGUUUCGGUUUCAGGAGAUGUCAAUCUUGGUAAGUUUGUUUGUGAGAAACUGUUUGAAAUUGAACCCCAGAACACUUGGAACUAUGUAGUCCUGGCAAAUUUGUACGUUCGAGCUGGAAUGUGGGAUGAUGCUGUGAUGGUUAGGGGUCGGAUGAAGAAAAUGGGAUUGAAAAAAUUACCUGGCUGUAGUUGGAUAGAAACAGAUAAUGGGUUACAAACCUUUGUGGCUACGGAUGUUUCGAGCGAGAGAAUUGCAGACAUUUAUGAUGUAUUGGGUGGAUUGAUUGAGCUGAUGAGAGAAGAGGGUUAUGUUUCCAUUUCAGAGAUGGAUGAAGAAAUGUUAUGAAGUCUAGAAAUGAAUGUUUAAGCCAAGAUUAUAUUUGUGUCAGCAGAAUACGGGGUGUUGAUACUUCAUUCAGCUCUUGAAGAAGCUUAGCCAGGGUUUUGUCUGGAAUGAACUCCACAGAAACUCGAAAAGCCCAAAGACCCUGCAUUGGACUGUGGAAAUGGAAGCAUUACAAAAAUGGGUCUUAAUAUAAUCAAGAAUUGUGUGUGCCGAGUCACUAGUAUCAUCGACUCAUUCAGUACAGCUGGGCUCAAAGGCGAUUUGCAUCCCAAUGAACCAUUUGAAAACAUAACAUGUGAGUAGUAGGCAUUAUCUCAUAUAUUUUGUUAUGUUAGAAAGAAUCAAAGAUAGGGAAGAAUCAAGUGUUAACUUGAAGAAAUAUAAAAAUAUGAGAACGUGAAGGUAGUAGGUGCUAGGAGUGGAACACCAUUAUACGACGUGCCUGACAAUUAGAACAAGAGUAUGUCAGUUUCCAGAAGACUUAGUAUGAGAAUUCAAAUUCCUUUUGUUUAUAGUCAAGUUGAAGUUUGUUAGCUGAUUCUGAUGCCAAUAGAAUAUGUGAAACCACAUGAACAUGAACAUGGAUGGACACUAUUAUAUUCAUUAUCCAUUCUCUCAUCACAACGUACAUUUCGAUCUCACCGUUGAAUUGGGUAGAUUUUUUCAUAUUGUUUCGUGUUAGAUCGUGUUGACUUAAUUGCUCUCAGAUUGGUAAAUUCAGAUAACUUGACAUUGAAACGCGGUGGGAUGACGCAUUCUGAGUUUGUGCUAACAACGUUGAAGGGAAACGCGGUGAGUAGUCCGGUUGACAGUGAAACUGAUGGCAAUUUCGCCGAAAAAAUGCCAAAAAGCUCAAUGCUGAAAAUGACUGAAACGCGCUUUAUAACCCCUUUAAUUGUACAUGUAUAAAAGAGCUUAAGAUUUGUAAUGUAAUUUUGAAGCCAAAUCAAUCUCAUUUAGUUGUUCAGACAUUAUUAACUCAAUAACAUAGAUUUAUCUGAUUCUGCACGACAGGGUUAGACCAAUGUCUAAAAUGGGUUCUCCAUAGUCCACUUGGAUUUAUUU